Messenger RNA from Pomacea canaliculata, 2472 nucleotides. RefSeq lists its product as uncharacterized. The record is from RefSeq and is a predicted model, not a curated record. The coding region runs from base 27 to 1097 and encodes 356 amino acids. Lineage: Eukaryota; Metazoa; Mollusca; Gastropoda; Architaenioglossa; Ampullariidae. The transcript has 3 exons.
GCACGCCACCACCUACAUCUACUCCAAUGACUCAAGAACCGAAAACUUCCACGACGGCAACUACUCUUCCUCCUUGGAGCACUACAACCACCCAGUCACCUGCGAUCUGCACAUCGACUGCAGGGCCUGUUCUCACAAGCGCAGAUCCCUCUACAAGUGGAGCAUCGGAAACGUUUUCUACCAGCACAACAACUACGUCGGUACCGCUCACAACCACAAAGACGACAACAGUGACCACCGUGUCAAGUGUAUGGGAGCAGUGCGUGAGUCCCUGGAGCCAGUGGUCAGGCAUCUAUGGCUUUGGCACGCAGGAGAGGACGCGCCGUGUGCUGAGGGAUGACAUCGACUGUCCUGAGGCCAACACUUUGCUGGAGACAAGACAGGUGGACAACUUGCGAGACAGCAGAGGGCGAUUUGUUUUUGAUGAUAUGACUUUAGUCAGUGGUAAUUUCUACCAUGACUUCGUGCAACCAACACGUGGCCUGCCCCGAGACCUGCUCGUCAUCAUUGACUCCUCAGCCUCCAUUCCAGACUCCGAGUUUGAAGCAGUUAAAAAUGGUCUGAAGGUCUUGAUUGACGUGCUUUGUGGCAGCUUCGGCUUAGGCAGCAACAACAACAGGAUGUCAAUCAUCCAGUUCUCGUCCGAGAGCAAACAAGUUCACCAAUUCCGGGAGCCUCAGAGUCGCGACGCCCUGUUGGCCGCAGUGGACAGCAUGCAGCACAUGAGGAGCUCCACGUGCACUGGUACCGCGCUCGAGAUGGGCUACCACGCUUUUGACCCCUUAAACGGUGCUCGGUCGACUGGUCAUGUUGCUCACGAAACCUUGCUCAUCACAGACGGAAGGUCCAACUGCGGUCCUGACAUCAAAGAGGCUUCCCUCCUUCUCCAGAGCCGCUCCACUGUCUUUGCUCUGGCCAUCGACCUGGGCUACGAUCUUAAGGCUGCCAAAGAACUGCAAGCCAUUGUUUCCACAGAAAGCCCUCGCUAUCUGUUCUCUCUGGCCAACUUCCAGGACUUUAACGAAAUGGUGCGCAUGGUGCAGGUUAGCAAGACUAGCAGUACGUGCUUGGAACUAGAAAACACAAAUGACAGCUAAGACUGAACAUUGCAGCUUCAAAAUUUCUGACACCUUGGAAAAAAUACCCCGCUUUCUCUCCACCACCACCAGCCCCCGCCACACACACAAGAUAACAAGCACAGAUGUAAAUAACGAUAGUAACGGACGUACACAUCAAAGUCAAGUAUCUUGGCUGGCUCUGAGGAAAGUUCCCUUAGUGACAGCUUCACUAGGACUUCAACAUUUUCUUCUAUGUGAUCGAAGUCUGGAUCUGGAAGAUUCCACAUCCUGGAAGUCAGCUGGUGUCAUAUUGUAAUACGGUUGAUGUGAUUCACUCCAGUCACUAUCAACCUGACCAAGUAUUCGGUCCAAAGCUGCUGUAUCGUUGGCAUAGACACUUGAAUUCCUCUGACAUGUCAUCUACAAAAACAAGUCAGCAUUUAAACCGAUAUAGUGACCGAUGCUUCCAUCCUCCCAGUUGAAAAAAACUUUGUAGGGGCAGUGGUCUGGGUUAGUGACAUUUGUCAUGUCCAGUAAGCUGCAGUUCUUUUGUCCAGUGAAAGGAAAUGCUCUCUUAUUUUUUUACUUUCGCAAUGGAGGCUAUAGACUAGCAACCAACCUUAUAGCACAAGACUGUACGGGCAUUUAGAAUUAUAGCACCGUGCUAUCACGGACUUGUAUUACUGGACUGCUGGCAGACGGUUCCCCCCUCCCCAGUUAACUGCUAAAACGAGGCAUGAGACUACAAAGCUUCCGGUUUAGUCACAUUUUUUGUUUAGGCUCACCGAGACUAACAGCGGAGAACGUUGCAAGACGCUAAACGUUGGUCUCGGCAGACAGACAGCAGUCCACCUACACACGUCCAUGGUGCUAUUUUCUGUGACUAGGUCCUGAAUAGGUCCUGUACCCAGCUACACACCUUUUAUAUCCUCAGUUUUGAUGUAGGUGUUUUUGCUUAGCUAAUUUUAUUGUCUUUGGCAUUCCAAGCUUUGACAAGAUAAACACGGCAUUCGGAAAAUGGAAAUGCGCAUGUCUGAUGGCCUUUUGGUCUUAUUUUCGUUUAGGGUAAGAAGUGCAGGCUCGACGUGCAUGCCAGUUCAAGUCGUUUAGAUAGUUACACAUUGCAUAAAAUCAAAUAAUAUUUGAAUUAUGGAGGUAGAAGAAAAUCAUUAUAGCAAUAUACACGAGUCUCCGCUAUCUCAGUCAACCGCGGGUAUAGCUGACCAAAUAACCGCUAAUACAGCAAAAUAAACAACGAAUAACUCACGUGGAAAAGACAAGUUAUGUUGUACAUAAAGUCUUACAACAAGAAACUGAACACUUCUUAUAGCAUUCCUAUAAUAACUGAUUUUUUUCAUGUAAGAAAUGUGUAUCUAUUUUACAUAUAUCACGAGUAAAUAUUAAAAUAACUAUU